This is a messenger RNA of Lagopus leucura (white-tailed ptarmigan), 1440 nucleotides long. It is a transcript of the gene MTRF1L, whose product is annotated as mitochondrial translation release factor 1 like. The record is from RefSeq and is a predicted model, not a curated record. The transcript is spliced from 7 exons. Lineage: Eukaryota; Metazoa; Chordata; Aves; Galliformes; Phasianidae. Gene Ontology annotation, biological process: translational termination. The coding region runs from base 121 to 1323 and encodes 400 amino acids. Gene Ontology annotation, molecular function: translation release factor activity.
CCCCAAUGGCUGAUAUCGGGGCCGAGCCUCUUCGGCAGCUUCCGGAAACCCGGAAGGGAAACAGCCGAGCGCCAUCGGUUACCUCCGGCGCGAUGGGCUGCCGAAAGAAGAGCUGAGUGCAUGGAGCAGUCCUCAGCCGGUAUGGGACUAUUCUCGCGAGCUCUCUGCGCGGCCCGAAGCUGCCGGGCAAUCGCACUGCCUGCCUGCAACUACCAAGCUGUGUCCGGCAGGGGCAGCGCGGCGGCAAUACGUCCGCAACAGCCGCGGCGUGGGCUGAGCGCCCGGCCUCGCUUAGACGAACUGUUUGCCAUCCCUUCCUUAAGCCGCCUCCUGGAGGCGCGGGUGCAGGGCGAGGCCGGAACGGAGCUGGCGGCGCGGAUCCAGCAGCUGCGUGACAAGGAACGGGAGCUGCGAGACACGCGGGAGCUGGCACUACAAGAUGAAAGUGAAGAUCUGCGGAAACUUGCAGAAAGGGAAAUCGUUUCCUGUGAAGAAGAGAUCGCUGAACUGAAACGCCAGAUAGUAUUGCUUUUGAUUCCUUCAGAAGAAACAAACAGUGGUCUUGUCAUGGAAGUAACUGCGGGAGUUGGAGGACAAGAAGCGAUGCUGUUCACUUCAGAGAUAUUUGAUAUGUACCGACGAUACGCUGCCUAUAAAAAGUGGAAAUUUGAAAUACUAGAAUAUUUUCCCAGUGAAAUAGGUGGCCUAAGACAUGCAGUUGCCAGUAUAGCAGGCCUUGAUGCUUACAAGUACAUGAAAUUUGAAGGAGGAGUGCAUCGUGUUCAGCGUGUGCCAAAGACAGAAAAACAAGGGCGCAUUCACACCAGCACAAUGACUGUUGCAAUAUUACCCCAACCCACUGAGAUGGAGCUGAAAAUCAAUCCAAAAGAUUUGCGAAUAGAAACGAAGAGAGCUAGUGGAGCUGGAGGGCAGCAUGUCAAUACCACAGACAGUGCUGUUCGGAUAGUUCAUAUUCCAACAGGGGUCACAUCUGAAUGUCAGCAAGAAAGAUCUCAAAUUAGAAACAAAGAGAAGGCUAUGCAAAUGCUUUGUGCUAAACUGUACAACAUCAAACUAGAAGAAGAAACCAGAAAGAGAAACAGUGUUCGAAAGAUUCAAAUUGGAACUAAAGGAAGAUCAGAGAAGAUCAGAACAUACAACUUUCCACAGGACCGGAUUACUGACCACAGGAUAAGCAGAUCAGUGCAUCAUACAGAGUGCUUCAUGUUAGGGGAAGAAAUGCUAGAUGAAAUGAUACAAACUCUGAAGGAAUACGCUGAUUAUGAAUCUUUAAUGGAAAUUAUUUCAGAACAUGAAAAAUGAAUCUUGCACUUUGUCAAGCCAUGUCUACAGGUAGAGAUACUCGCCUGCAAAAGAACUCCUUGGAGCACUAUUCAGACAACAGAACUGCUUUUCAGAUAAUGAAAGCUGGUUUCCUCA